Molecule: messenger RNA, 1937 nt
Organism: Xiphias gladius (swordfish)
Lineage: Eukaryota; Metazoa; Chordata; Actinopteri; Istiophoriformes; Xiphiidae
Product: CCN family member 5-like
Exons: 5
Coding region: 1-1044 (347 amino acids)
Biological process (GO): cell adhesion; signal transduction
Cellular component (GO): extracellular matrix; extracellular region
Molecular function (GO): integrin binding; heparin binding
Source: RefSeq, a predicted model, not a curated record
AUGGGCAGAAGGGACGCCCAGCUGGUUUUUUCUUUGCUGUUGUGUAUCUUCACCCAGGUGUGGUGUCAGCUGUGUACUGGGCCAUGUCAGUGUCCAGCCACAGUGCCGCGAUGCCCUGUUGGCAUUCCUCUGAUGUUUGACAGCUGCGGGUGUUGCCAGCUGUGUGCCAGGCAGGACGGUGAGGCCUGCACCGACCGGCUGCCCUGUGACACACAGCGAGGGCUGCAGUGUGACUACAGCGCCAGCUUCCCUGGAGGACCGGGACAGUGUGUCGGUCAGAAUGAGCUGGGCUGUGAGGUGAAUGGCAGGAGGCUGGAGGAGGGACAGGUAUUUCAGCCUUCCUGUGCCCUGCUCUGCCACUGCCUGGGAGGAGGUAUGUCCUGUGUACCGCUCUGCAGCGACGAUCUGCAGAGGCCCGCUGAUAAGUGCCCCAACCCCCAGCUGGUGCGACUACCGGGGCGCUGCUGCAAAGAGUGGGUGUGUGAUGGCCUGGAGAAUAAUAUUUCCUCAAAUCCAUCAGCAGCAGAGCAGGCGCGUCAGGACCACGGGGGUGGGCUGUCUGGCCUGUUGUUUGGCCCGAUCUCCAACUGUAUCGAGUGGACCUCAGACUGGAGCCCCUGCUCUCACAGCUGCGGCCCAGGUGUCUCCACCCGCACCACCAACAGGAACUGGGCUUGUCUCUUUCAGACUGAGACCAGACUUUGCCAGGUCAGGCCAUGCCAGACUCUGCUGCUGGGGCUCCAAAGACUGAAAUCGGGGUUGAGCGUGUGUGAGAGCAGCUAUAGUUCACCUCUUUCCAUUCAGCUUGAACACCAGGGCUGCUGGAGCACCAGAGCCUACCGUCCCAGGUUCUGUGCCUUGACCUGUCCGGAGGGAGGCUGCUGCAGCCCCUCCCAUACUAGGACAGUCCGGAUGGUUUUCCGCUGCCCCCAGGGCAGGCUCACCCAGCAGCAGGUGAUGAUGAUCGAGUCCUGCUCCUGCAGCAUCUCCAACUGCCCCCAAUCCCCAGCCACAGCUGCCCGGACUGUCCUGCCCUGGCUUUGAGGGGCAUCCAGCUACAAGACAGAUAGGCAGGUCCCGUCUGUGAGGAAACUAGAGGAUAAAGAUGAUCACAUGUACACACAUAACAAUGUGGCAGUGCAGGAAGUUGAGUCAAUGUUUCAAAAUUAUGUAAAUUCUACAAUAAGGAUGUAAAACUUGAGACUCCACAAUAGUUGUGUAAAUUUGAGGAAGUGUAUCCACAUGUGCAAAUACAACGUUUUGUAUAUGUGCACUCAUGUUUGAUAGUACAAACUAAGAUUUAUGCAAUACUCUGUAUCCAGAUUUAAAGACAAGCAAAAAGUAACCUUAUUCACAUUUUAUCCCAUAUUACUCUAUUUCUAUGUUCCUGUUACCAUGUUAGCAUUUGAAUCCUGUCCACUCAGAUUUGUACUGAUGUGAAAAUGUGUCUGACCCUGCACAACUGGGACAUCAACAAGCUUAAGUGUCUGUGAUAGUUUGAGAAAAACAAGGCCUCAGUGACAAUACAGUAUCAUCCAUAGGUUCCUGAUUAAAUGUUGUGAAGACUUGCGUUUAGCUUGAGGGCUCACAAACCAACAGAAAGCUAUUCACCCCUGCAUUUCCCCUCAGCUCCACAGAGUGUUUUAGUGUCUUUCAGCUCAUCGUUUUGGUUCCAACUCAGAGCUCUCAUAACUUUGUUUCCAGCAGCAGCAAGCGACAGCUGUUUUCAGUGAAAAAGCUCUUAUAAAGCCUCUGUCCACUACCUGCUCAGCAGCAAACAGCAGACAGACCCGGUCAAAGACCAGCUGGUGCACACAGUGGAGCCUUUAGCAGCUAAAGAGCCAGAUGUUUCCCUCAGGAGCUGGUGGAGACUAAAAACAGAGAGUAAAUAUAGGACUUGCAUUCAUCAAGUUCCUGGAUUAAUAGAAUGAUGAAUU